AAAAACUAGCUCGUUUUGCGCUCUUCUCUCUCCAAAUUCUCCCACUCAAUCAUUGUUGACACUUCAAAUCCAAGAUCUAGAUCGAAACAAGGAGCUCGCGGAGCAGAUAGGAGUCCAUUUCUUCGAUUCAUCGGAAAAAAUGGAGAUCGGUGAGUGUCAGGAGAUUGAUCUCGAACUUGAAGCCGACGAUCUCAUUGGGGAUUUUCAGCUCCCAGAAACUGUGGAUGCUAUAAAAGUAGGUGAUAGUGUUGGCUUUGAUGUGAAUGAUCGCUUGCCCGAACUGCAUGAGUCGUCAGAACCUGAAAGAAAGCAAAGAAAUGGAAGGUAUAACAUGCGAAAAAGCCUAGCCUGGGACAGUGCCUUCUUUACAAGUGCAGGAGUGCUAGACGCAGAAGAAUUGUCGAGCAUGAUUACCAAACCAGAUAAAAAGGAAAAGCAUAUGUUACCAGGGAUUCAAGAAGACCUUACAGGGUCAACUGAGUCUAUCUCCACUCUUCAAAGUGAUUGUUUGACUCUAGAAAGCAAUGAGGAUGAUUUGUUUAUGGACAUUAGAGCUUCCAUCCAAAGAUCCAGUAAGAAAGCAUCCAACUUCACUAAUUCAAGCCGUAAGCUACCAGCUAUGGUGCUAGAUGGCACAGCCCUUUCAUCCCCCAAGAAGGAAGAUUGUGUUUCUCCUCAAAAUAAGUGCCCAAAACCAUGUCUCAAGAAAACUAGUGGCCUGCAGACUGUCCGAACAUCAAAACCUCAGCUUAAACCAAUUGGGAAGCUAGCACCAGGAAGACCAAUCAAGCCGAAUCCUGCUCAAUCACAGGCUGGAUCUACUGGUAAAUCUGGAGAGAUGAAUUCAGUCGUUCCCAAACGACUCAAAACCAUUAGCAGUUCUGUUCCCUCCUCAACUGCAGCAAAGCGAGAGUCUGUUGGGACUAGUCGUCUCAAACCUGAAUUUGGAAGCUCUAGACAAGGAUCUGUCCCUGGCAAAGUCACUCAGCCACCCAAAGUAUCGGCAUUAGGUGGUACAAGAAAGGUGCAGCCAAAGCCUGCUGUAUCAUCAAAGUUUUCUUCAGUAGGCUCUUCAACUACAAGUAAUGUGCCUUCGACAAGGUCCUCUACUUCAAGUGACAGCUCUAUUAACACAUCCUCUGGCAAAGCUACUAAACCUACACUUAUGGUUGCAAGACGGAAUCUUGGCAAAAGCACCACCAGUGGUCCUGGCCCAUCUGGUUCCAUCCCUAAUACUCCAUCAAGAGCUCUACCAAAGAACAAACUGCCAGCUUCCAAUCUUUCAGCUUAUCUAAAGUCUACUAAGAUUUCCUCAAGUGUCUCACCAGCCAGUUCAAUUAGUGACUGGUCUUCAGUGUCAUCAACAACAUCUUCUGUGGCCAACCUACGAUCUAGUAACUCAAGGAGCAGUAUAGAUACCAGUUCUUGUAGGUCAGUGGAUGGUGAUAACCUGCGUUCGGAUCCAAGGCAUAUGGUAGCCGGUCGAAAGGCUGAAAGACAAGGAAUCCGGGGAGCUAUCUCAACUUGCAACACUUCAAAAAAAUCCACAGCAACAUCCGGUACCCUUCAGGUUCCUAUCAUACCAUCAGGAUUACGAUUGCCAUCAACGAAAUUUGGCUAUUUUGAUGGGUCAUCGUCUCGCACUCCUGAUGGAAAUCAGCGCUCUCAAUCUACAUUGCACCCUGUGAUUCCCAAGAAUGGUGCUGCUGCAUCCACUCCAACUCGAAGCUCAAAUGGGAAACUGAAAAGUGCAAAGGUUCCAACGGCUAGAAUGCCAACUUCUUUGGCUAACUUAAAGUCUCCAAAGGCUGCAUCCCCUUCCCCAUCUCAUGAAAAGUCACAUGGUUUGGUAAAAGCAUCUAGUGCUUCAAUGGAUGAGACUAAUUCUUCUAGCUUAUCUGCUGGAGUUAAAACUAGUGGAAUUGGAGAAACUUAUCAAGAAGCAGUGGAAGUUCAGGCUUAUAUCGAAGUUGCCACAGAUGCAGGUGCUGAUGACAUAGACAACUUAGGCAAAUUGAGGUUGACUAAAAACAUGACGCUUGAGGAUAUCAAAACUGCUACUGCUGAUGGUAACAAUGCUUUGGAAUCAGAAUCUCUCAGUCAAAUUGGGGAUGGUCUGGUUAUGAUGGAUGAGCUUAAGAUGAACUCAGUUUCAACUUAUGAAGCAGUAAAGAAAGAUGAAGAUCCUGCUAAUUAUCCAGAGGAAGGGGUCACUGGAGACAAGACAGGCAUAUGUGAAAAAAUUCUCGAGCCAAACUGUCAGCUUCCUACUGAUGCAUCAGAAUGUGCGUUCUCUUCUACUGCAGCUGCCUCCGAGGCUGCAGCCCGCAGAUCAGCUAUUUCUGUCAACGAUUUCUCCUGUGAUAGUCCAACAGAACUGGUUAUCCCGGUUGCAGUUGCAGAAGAUAUAAGUGUUGUAUUGCCUUCUUCAGGUUCAGAAUGUAUUGUACAAAUUGACAGUGAUCUAAUCAAGGACGAGCCUGAGAAGAAUUUGAUUCCAACCUCUGGAACAAAGGAAAAUGAUACUACCAAAUGUGAAAUGGGAGGAGGAUUAACCGAAGGGAACAAAGGCAUACAUCAGGAGCCGAACUGUCAACUUGUUAGUGAUACAUCAGAAUGUGCACUCUAUUCUACUGCAGCUGCGUCCGAGGCUGCAGCCUGCAGAUCACCUACUUCUCUCAACAAUUUCUCCUGUGGUAGCGAAUGUGUUGAUAACCCAACAGAGCUGGUUAUCCCGGUAGCAGUUGCAGAAAAUAUAAGUGUUGCAUUGCCUUCUUCAGGUUUAGAACAUUUUGUACAAAUUGAUGAUGGUCUAAUAAACAAGGACGAGCCUAAGAAGAAUUUGAUUCCAAACUCUGGAGCAACAGAGAAGGAUAAUGAUCCUACUAAAUGUCAAGGGAAGAGAGGAUUAACAGAAGAGAACAAUAGUGAUACAUCAGAAUGUGCACUCUAUUCAACUGCAGCUUCCUCCAAGGCUGUAGUACACAGAACCCCAUUUGCUUUAAAGAAUUUCUCCAGCAGUAAAGAAUCUGUGCUCUCUUCUACUGAAACUGCAUCCGAGGCUGCCUGCAGAUCACCUACUUCUCUCAAGAAUUUCUCCUAUCGCAGUGAAUGUGUUGAUAACUCAACAGAGCUGGUUAUCCCAGUUGGAGUUGCAGAAAAUAUAAGCGUUGCAUUACCUUCUUCAGGUUCAGAAGAUAUUGUACAAACUGACGAUGGUUUAAUCAUGGACGACGAGCCUGAGAAGAAUUUGACUCCAACCUCUGGAGCAACAGAGAAGGAAAAUAAUCCUACUAAAUGUGAAGGGGAAGGAGGAUUAACAGAAGAGAAUAAAGGCGUACAUCAAAAAGAUCAGGAGCCUAACUGUCAACUUGUUAGUGAUUCAUCAGAAUGUGCACUUUAUUCUGCUGCAGUUGCCCCCGAGGCUGCAGUAAACAGAACCCCGCUCUCUUCUACUGCAGCUGCCUCCGAGGCUGCAGCCUGCAGUUCACCUAUUUCUCUCAAGAAUGUCUCCUGUGGCAGCGAAUGUGUUAAUACCCCAACAGAGCUGGCUAUCCAAGUUGCAGUUGAACAAAAUAUAAGCAUUACAUUGCCUUCUUCAGGUUCAGGAUAUAUCUUUCAAACUGACGAUGGUCUAAUCAAGGAUGAGCCUAAGAAGAAUUUGAUUCCAGCCUCUGGAGCAACAAAGAAGGAAAAUGAUCCUCCUACUAAAUGUGAAGGGCAAGGAGGAUCAACAGAGGAGAACACAGGUGUAUAUCAAAAAUAUCAGGAACCGAGCUGUCAACUUGUUAGUGAUACAUCAGAAUGUGCACUCUAUUCAACUGCAGCUGCCUCCGAAGCCGUAGUACACAGAACUCCGUUUGCUUUAAAGAAUUUCUCCUGCAGUAACGAAUGUGUUGAGAAGUCUACAGAGGUGGUUAUCCAGGUCACAGUAGCAGAGAAUGCAUUGCCUUCUUCUGAGGAGAAAGAGAACAGCUGAUCUAGACUUUGUUCUCAGUUCAAUCAGAAUCAGUGAAGGUUGCUCAUGAUGCAAAUGAAGCCAUUUUCGCUCGACAUCGACUUGGGAAGAACAGGCACAAAGAGAAGGAUUUAUUUCUAUUUAUGAGUUGCCAACACAUGUUCUCUUACUUUCUUUUUGUUUUCUCAGUACUCAAAAAAUGUCUUAGAUUUGAUCUUACUGCUGUUGAUUGAUUUGCAUA
Messenger RNA from Salvia hispanica, 4199 nucleotides. RefSeq lists its product as uncharacterized. The record is from RefSeq and is a predicted model, not a curated record. Lineage: Eukaryota; Viridiplantae; Streptophyta; Magnoliopsida; Lamiales; Lamiaceae. Gene Ontology annotation, molecular function: microtubule binding.